UACAAUAGGGUUUGGAUCCCUGAUAAUGAUGAAGUUUGGCAGUCUGCGGAAAUCACGAAAAACUACAAGGCUGGAGACCGUUUUCUCCAUGUGCAAUUAGAAGAUGGAACUGAACUGAAUUACCCUGUUGAUCCAGCUGCCUUGCCACCCCUACGAAAUCCUGACAUACUCGUUGGCGAAAAUGAUCUCACCGCGCUUAGUUAUCUCCAUGAACCAGCUGUUCUACACAAUCUUAAAGUUCGUUUUAUGGAAUCUAAGCUUAUCUACACCUAUAGUGGAAUAAUUUUGGUUGCAAUAAACCCCUAUAAACAGUUGCCGAUAUAUGGAGAUGCUAUUAUCCAUGCAUAUAGUGGGCAAAACAUGGGGGACAUGGAUCCACAUAUAUUUGCUGUGGCGGAAGAAGCAUACAAGCAAAUGGCAAGAAAUAACAAAAAUCAGUCUAUUAUAGUCAGUGGAGAAUCAGGAGCUGGAAAGACUGUGUCUGCAAGAUACACUAUGAGGUACUUUGCCACUGUGAGUAAGUCAAGCAGCAAUGCACAUGUGGAGGAUAAAGUGUUGGCAUCCAAUCCAAUAACUGAGGCUGUCGGCAACGCAAAAACCACACGGAAUGAUAAUAGCAGUCGAUUUGGAAAAUACACUGAGAUCAGUUUUGAUCGGAGUUACCAAAUCAUUGGAGCUAAUAUGAGAACAUACCUGCUUGAAAAAUCCAGAGUUGUCUUUCAGUCAGAGAAUGAGAGAAACUAUCAUAUAUUUUAUCAGUUGUGUGCAUCUGCUAUGCAACCUGAAUUUAAGCAUCUUAAAUUAGGAAGUGCAGAAGAAUUUAACUACACAAGAAUGGGUGGCAGCCCAGUAAUAGAAGGAGUUGAUGACAGAGCAAAUAUGGUGGAGACUCAGAAGACAUUUGCCUUGCUGGGUCUGAAGGGGGAUUUUCAGAUGGAUGUUUUCAAAAUGCUGGCAGCAAUCUUACACUUGGGCAAUGUGGAAAUAACAGCUGUUGGAGAUGAAAGAUCAUCCAUCAGUCUGGAAGAUAAACAUCUCAAUAUAUUCUGUGAACUCCUGGAUUUAAAACGUGACAAAAUGGCACAGUGGUUGUGCCACCGAAAGAUUGUCACUACCUCCGAGACUGUAAUAAAGCCAAUGACAAGAGCUCAGGCUGUUAAUGCAAGGGAUGCCCUGGCGAAGAAGAUCUAUUCACAUUUAUUUGACUUCAUUGUGGAAAGAAUUAACCAAGCUUUGCAGUUCCCUGGCAAACAACAUACUUUCAUUGGUGUUUUGGACAUUUAUGGCUUUGAAACAUUUGAUGUGAACAGUUUUGAACAGUUUUGCAUCAAUUAUGCCAAUGAAAAGCUGCAGCAGCAGUUCAACCUGCAUGUCUUUAAACUUGAACAAGAGGAAUACAUGAAGGAAGAUAUCCCAUGGACUUUAAUAGACUUUUAUGACAACCAGCCUGUCAUUGACCUUAUUGAAGCUAAAAUGGGAAUUUUAGAACUUCUGGAUGAAGAGUGCUUGUUACCUCAUGGAACAGAUGAAAACUGGCUUCAGAAGCUCUAUAAUAAUUUUGUGAAUAAAAACACACUCUUUGAAAAGCCGAGGAUGUCGAACAUGUCUUUCAUCAUUCAACACUUUGCUGAUAAGGUGGAAUAUAAAAGUGAAGGAUUUCUGGAAAAAAACAGAGAUACAGUACAUGAAGUAUUGAUUGAAAUCUUGAAGGAGAGCAAGUUUCAUCUGUGUGCAAAUUUUUUUCAAGACAAUCCAGUGUCCGUUUCACCUUUCAGUUCAACUAUAAACAUCAAAUCUGCAAGACCUGUUCUCAAGCCACCCAACAAACACCUCCGGAUGACAGUUGGCAGUAAGUUCCGGAGCUCUUUGUCUUUGCUUAUGGUGACUCUUAAUGCAACAACCCCUCACUACGUACGAUGCAUAAAGCCGAAUGAUGAGAAGUUGCCUUUUGAGUUUGAUUCGAGAAGAGUUGUUCAGCAACUGCGAGCGUGUGGUGUUCUGGAAACUAUUCGAAUUAGUGCACAGAGCUACCCAUCCAGGUGGACUUACAUUGAGUUUUUCAGCCGUUACAGCAUUCUUAUGACACAGCAGGAGCUCUCCAUAAAUGAUAAGAAGCAGAUUUGCAAGACUGUUUUGCAGCGGCUAAUCCAGGAUCAUAACCAGUAUCAGUUUGGGAGAACAAAAAUUUUCUUCCGAGCAGGGCAGGUUGCUUACUUAGAAAAACUGCGAUCAGACAAACUGAGAUACGCAUGCAUCACGAUCCAAAAGAGCAUUCGAGGCUGGCUGCAGCGGAAGAAAUUUCUUCGCAUAAAACAAGCAGCUGUUAUAAUCCAGCAGUAUUUCCGAGGGCAGCGGACUGUGCGGCAAGCUAUAACUGCAAGAACUCUGAAGCAAACGUGGGCAGCUAUAAUUAUUCAGAAAUACUGUCGAGGUUACUUGGUCCGUAGACUUUGCCAGCUCAUCCAUGUGGCUGCUGUAACAAUUCAAGCUUAUACAAGAGGAUUUCUAGCAAGAAAAAAAUACCGGAAGAUGCUUGAAGAACACAAGGCUGUGAUCCUCCAGAAAUACGCCCGUGCAUGGCUUGCCAGGCGCAGAUUUCAGAAUAUUCGUCGGUUUGUAUUGAAUAUCCAGCUUUCAUACAGAGUUCAGCAGCUGCAGAAGAAGAUAGAAGAGCAGAGUAGAGAAAAUCAUGGUUUGCUGGAACGAUUGACCAGCCUGGCUUCGACUCACGUGAAUGACAUGGAAAUAAUACAGAAACUCGAAUUAGAUCUUGAAAAGGCAACUGCUCAAAAGAGAACGUAUGAAGAGAAAGGGAAAAAAUAUAAAGAGGACAGUGAACAGAAAAUCCUAAAACUCGAGAAUGAGAAUAAAGAAUUACAACAACAGAAAGAGACCUUGGAAAUAAAGCUCCAAGAGAAAACUGAGGAAAUGAAAGAGAAAAUGGAUGAUCUCACAAGGCAACUGUUCAGUGAUGUACAAAAAGAAGAAAACCAGAGAAUGAUACUUGAGAAAAAUUUCCAAAAUCAGAAGCAGGACUAUGAAAAGGAAAUCGAAAUGCUCAAGGGAGAAAUUAAAAUUCUGAAAGAAGAAAAAACUCGGCUACAACAUCAAAUUCAGCAAGAAAUUGUCAUUCAGGACAGCUUGAAAAUGGAAGUAGGACAACUUACAAAACAAGCACAGAAAAUACCUGAGUUGCAAAAGGAAAUUGAACUGCUGCAGACACAAAAAUUGGAUAUUGAAAAGCAGGCCCAGUCACAGAAGCGAGAACUGAGGGAAAAGAUGUCAGAAGUUACAAAACAGCUUCUUGAAAGUUAUGAUUUUGAAGAUGUAAGAAGCAGACUCUCCACAGAGGAUUUGGAACACUUAAAUGAGGAUGGGGAACUGUGGUUUGCUUAUGAGGGCUUGAAAAAAGCUACAAGAGUAUUGGAAAGUCAUUUUCAGUCUCAGAAAGAAAUAUAUGAAAAUGAGAUCGAAGGCUUGAACUUAAAAGUUGAACAUCUUAGCCAAGAAAUUAAUCAUCUACAGAAGUUAUUUCGAGAGGAAAAUGACAUAAAGGAUGGCAUUCGAUUGGAAGUUAGCAGGCUAACUUCAGAAAACCUGGUGAUCCCAGAUCUUAAGCAGCAAGUUUCUGAACUUGAAAAUCAAAAAUUAGAUCUUGAAAACCGUCUUCAAGAGCAAACUGUAAAGUUGAAAGGUAAAGUAACAAAUGAUGUAGAUAUAAAAGAAAAAGAGAGACUGAAAGUCACAACCCAAGAAAUUAAGGGGCUGAGCAAUGGUCUAAUGCAAGAUGAAACCCAGGAUGAAGUACAAAGCAAGAUGAAGCAAGAGACAACUCGACUUACUGUGGAAAACAUGGAUCUUGAAGAAAAACUAGACAUGAAAGACAGAAUAAUAAAAAAAUUGGAGGAUCAAAUCAAAACUCUUACCAAGACUAUUGAAAAAGGAAAUGAAGCUCAUAUGCCACCUUUGUCCAGAGAGUACAUUGGAAUGAUGGAGUACAAAAAAGAGGAUGAAGAAAGGAUCAUCCAAAAUCUGAUCCUCGAUUUAAAGCCACGUGGAGUUGUAGUUAAUAUGAUACCUGGCCUUCCAGCUCACAUCCUCUUCAUGUGUGUGAGGUAUGCAGAUUAUCUGAACGAUGCUGACAUGCUGAAAUCUUUCAUGAAUGUAACCAUUGAUGGUAUCAAACAAGUUGUUAAGGAACAUUCAGAAGACUUUGAGAUGUUGUCCUUUUGGCUUUCCAAUACAUUUUAUUUUCUUAACUGUUUGAAGCAGUACAGUGGGGAAGAGGAAUUUAUGAAGUGUAACACGCCACGUCAGAAUAAGAACUGUUUGAAGCAUUUUGAUCUCUCAGAAUACAGACAAAUUCUUAGUGAUUUGGCCAUUCAUAUCUAUCACCAGUUCAUUACUGUAAUGGAGAACAACAUUCAGCCCAUGAUCGUACCAGGCAUGCUGGAAUAUGAAAGUCUUCAGGGAAUUUCUGGCUUGAAACCUACAGGGUUCCGUAAACGGUCUUCUAGCAUAGAUGACACGGACACCUAUACAAUGACCUCUAUCCUGCAACAGCUCAGCUAUUUUUAUAGCACCAUGUGCCAGAAUGGCUUGGACUCUGAGCUGCUGAAGCAGACAGUGAAGCAGCUUUUCUUUCUGAUUGGAGCUGUCACCCUCAAUAGCCUCUUCCUCCGCAAGGACAUGUGCUCAUGUAGAAAAGGAAUGCAGAUAAGAUGUAAUAUCAGCUACUUGGAGGAAUGGCUUAAGGACAAGAAUCUUCAAAGUAGUAAUGCCAAAGAAACUUUGGAGCCGCUAUCUCAAGCAGCCUGGCUUCUGCAGGUCAAAAAGAUCACAGAUGAGGAUGCCAAGGAAAUAUGUGAACACUGCACGUCUCUUUCUGCUGUGCAGAUAGUUAAGAUCCUCAACUCGUACACUCCAAUAGACGAUUUUGAGAAAAGAGUGACUCCAUCGUUUGUUCGUAAAGUCCAGGCUAUGCUAAACAAUCGUGAGGAUGUUCCACAGCUGAUGCUUGAUACCAAAUAUGUCUUUCAAGUGACGUUUCCUUUCACCCCCUCUCCACAUGCCUUGGAAAUGAUACAAGUCCCCAGCAGCUUCAAACUUGGCUUUCUCACAAGGAUUUAA
Molecule: messenger RNA, 5130 nt
Organism: Apaloderma vittatum (bar-tailed trogon)
Lineage: Eukaryota; Metazoa; Chordata; Aves; Trogoniformes; Trogonidae
Gene: MYO5C
Product: myosin VC
Exons: 40
Biological process (GO): actin filament organization; vesicle transport along actin filament
Cellular component (GO): actin cytoskeleton; myosin complex; cytoplasm
Molecular function (GO): ATP binding; actin filament binding; microfilament motor activity
Source: RefSeq, a predicted model, not a curated record